CUGCACGACCAACUCGCACCGACGCCGCACCGGAUGCCAGUAGAUAGAUACUCCUGUCUGCUAGGUCCUGUGCCCUUAUAGAGUGUGUACCCGCAAGCGACACCAACGGACCCUCUCUCCGGUCCGUCCCGCCCUUUACGCCCGCCCAUCGAGCUGCUGCGUCUCUUCAUCCCGUCUAUCCUGGCCUCUUCGAGUCAGAUGCUAGUUUGAGCUAGGGGUGCUCUGCUUGGGUUACGACGCCAUUUAUCCUUUUAAGACCCGCUAUGGAAGCGGGCGAUUCUGCUGCCAGGCAAAGCGGGAUCCCAACUGCCACCACCACUCGUGAACACUUUGAUCCAGCACGACCAUACAACAACAGAAGCAGCAGAGGAGGCACAGCCAUGGCGACGGCAACCUUGAUUAACCCGAGCUCCCAAUACCACUCGCACUCAUUUUCCCACAACGGCUACCACCCCUCGUCCUCCGCAAGCAUUCCCGGCAUGAUUUCGCCAGUCGAUUCCCGGCGGACGUCCGACGAGUCGGAGAACCCUCAUCGACAGUCGCUUCCUUCCAUUUCAGAAGUCAUCUCGGGUACCAAGCCGACCUCCUACCCUCCACAUGCUCCAACCUCACUGCCGCCUACCCAGAGCCUCCCUUCGCCGUUUGCACCAUCUGGUCCGCCCCGAAGUUACGAUGUAGACAAGCAUCCUUCGCCGAGGGCAUUGCAUCCAAGCUCGGGCUUCCCCCGCCCUGAUCCUCUACCCGCCUUCUCUGACCCCGCAAGACCUCAAUUGUCUAGCAGGCCGCCUCCGCCUCCCCCGCUGAAUACAUUUCCAACACAUCAUCAGCACCCCUCGCCGCCAGUGAAGCUUGAACAGAUGGAGGUUGACCAAAGGCAUGCCGAGGCAUCCCCAUUGAGUGCCGGAUAUCCUCACCAUCCUCCAGGACAUCCAGCGGGGCCCCAUUAUGCGCAAACGGGACGUCUACCUCCUGGCCAACUACCGCUGUCGGCUUACCCUGUUUCCCCCAGGCAUAGUGGACCCGGACUGCCCUCACCAUACGACUCGCAGCACCGACCGCCUAUGUACCCAGAGGAGCAAGAAUAUGGGCAUGGUCAUGCUAGAAGUAGCGAAUACAAGGCUGCCUCAGAAAGGUCUCUGCCGGACUGGUCGUCUUAUGGGGAGAUGAUGUACAUGAUAGCGCACGCUGGGCGCACCGUUUAUCAUUUUGCUGAAGGCUAUGGUGCCGCGGCCCGGGAACAGCAAGGACAGCCGCUUCCAUCAAGGCUACCAACCGAAAGUGAAAUCUCUGUCGUCAUUGACAGCGCAGUUGUCGCGGUCGAGAACUUGAAGAACCUCCGACACCUCAUUGCCCAGAUCAAUUCGGAACGGUCUCGAGAAAAUGGUGGACGCAAGUCCGGAGCCGAGGACGACGAUGUCUCCAUGUAUGGUGACGGCAUAGGAAAGCAUUCGUCUUUUAACGAAGUGAAGAAAAGGCGCGGCCGUGCGGCUCCUCCUGGACGGUGCCAUAGCUGCAAUAGGAUCGAUACUCCCGAAUGGAGGCGCGGUCCAGACGGCGCGAGAACUCUUUGCAAUGCCUGCGGUUUACACUAUGCCAAACUUGAGCGCAAACGACAAUUGGAGCAACGAUCUAUUCGACCUAAACCCACCGACGAUCGAAACUAGAUUUACUAUCCGACAGCGAAAGACGAUUAUCGCGGGCAUUCCACCUCGGGUCCUGACAAUUUCGAUUGCAGCCAGCGGCAUCAUGUAUGCUGACCAUAGUAAAGCUUUUUUUUUUUCUUUUUCUUCGAAUUGCCCCUUUCUUUUUUCGCAGCGCG
Messenger RNA from Neurospora tetrasperma FGSC 2508, 1819 nucleotides. RefSeq lists its product as uncharacterized. Bases 264 to 1664 code for a protein of 466 amino acids. The record is from RefSeq and is a predicted model, not a curated record. Gene Ontology annotation, molecular function: zinc ion binding; sequence-specific DNA binding. NCBI's taxonomy places the organism in Eukaryota, Fungi, Ascomycota, Sordariomycetes, Sordariales, Sordariaceae. Gene Ontology annotation, biological process: regulation of DNA-templated transcription. The transcript is spliced from 4 exons.